GCCUGCUGCAUUGCAAAGGAGGAGAGGAGGGAAAAGGAGGCGAUCUAACAAACACGAGCGAACAUUCCUUCGGGCCCUCCUCUCCGCGCAGCCAGCCAACUUAUCAAGUCCUCCUGGAAGCUUGCAGGAUCACUUUGCGGAUAGAAAAACAACAUGGCAGACGUCGUGUUCCAAACCGAGGGAGGAAGUGGCGGGAUUGUGAUUGACGAUGACUGGCCGGGUUACAGUUUAGAACUCUUCAGCUAUCCAACACACUACGCCGGGGAUCUGCAAUGUGUCGUCGUUCCGCAUGGAGUCAUCAUGGACAGAACGGAACGUCUCGCUCGCAACAUCAUGGAUGAUUUGGGGGACCAUGACAUUGUGGUACUAUGCGUGCUAAAAGGGGGCUACCAGUUCUGCGCCGACCUGGUGGACAAGAUCAAGGCGCUAAGCUGCAACUCGGACCGCACCAUCCCCAUGAGAGUCCACUUCAUCCGCCUCAAGAGCUACCUGAACGAUCAGUCCACAGAAGAUCUUCACAUUCUUGGAGCAGAGGACUUAUCAUUUUUAGCUGGAAAGAACGUACUGAUUGUGGAGGGCAUUAUUGGCACCGGCAAGACCCUGACGGCUCUCCUGAAGCACGUCAAAGCCUUCCAGCCCAAAAUGAUCAAAGUUGCCGGAUUGCUGGUGAAGAGGGUGCCUCGCAGGACUGCAAGCCUCCCCGACUAUGUCGGCUUUGAGAUCCCCGAUCGCUUCGUGGUUGGAUACGCUUUGGACUACAAUGAGUAUUUUAGAGACCUCAAUCAUAUCUGUGUGAUCAGUGACAGUGGAAAGAUGAAAUACAAGAUAUGAGGAAAGGAAGCCACAUGCUCUCAGAUGUCAUCUCAACUUUAGAACCCAUUCCAGCUGCUCUGGAGAAAUACGUUUUCCUCCGACAUUGCUGUCCCACAUUCCCUCUGUGAAACGACCAGCGGGCAAAGACAUUGCCUUUCAACUCAUCGUUUCGUGCACUUAGUGGAACACGGGGUUUACAAACAAAUUUCUGAGAGGAAAUGAUGUCGUUUUUUAAAGACGUAAGUAACUUUACAGGAAUAAUGACCAUUCUUAACUUUGUGUAAAAAGAAGCCGGAAUACUGCAAAUAAUGUUAAGGGCAAACGUCUGCAAACUGAGUCAGUACGCAUAUUGUCACAAGUAUUGAAAGAUGUUGAUGACUAAAGAGUCAAGACAACAAAACGAUUUGUUGGGGUAAGUAUUACAAAAGAAGAGCCUAAAAAAAAACUAAAUACUGAACUGAAGUAUGCUGAAUGGCAAUAUGGCACCAAUGAUGAUCGCUAACGUUUUGCUGAAAUUCAGAAUCAUGAAACUUGCAACUGAAAUGCUGCAGCUAUGCUUGUGCUUACCUCGGUCGACUUCAUUUGUAACGCGCAGGUAUGCGACGUAAGGGACUUGUUCCAACCGCACUGAACUCGAUAGUUGCUAACAAAGGAAAUUAGCCUACCUAAAUGUGAACGUCAAUCACAUUUUUUAAGCAGGAAGUGUAGCAUUUUCUAACAAAAUAGUGACUCAUCUCAUUAUUAGCAUGGAAAGUUCCUUUUCUGUCAUUUUUUACAAUUCUUGGGAUGAGAGUGUAGCUUUGGAGACAUUUUUUUGUAUUAAUUUUGCAUUUUUUCAAUAUUUGAUCAACUUACCUGGUGAACCUGUGUGUUGUAUAUCAAAACUGGAGCGUUGCCGGUUAGUGUUUAUCAAUGAAUUAUCUGCGUAUUAAAAGUGUGGAUUGCUUUAA
Molecule: messenger RNA, 1763 nt
Organism: Hippocampus comes (tiger tail seahorse)
Lineage: Eukaryota; Metazoa; Chordata; Actinopteri; Syngnathiformes; Syngnathidae
Gene: prtfdc1b
Product: phosphoribosyl transferase domain containing 1b
Exons: 9
Coding region: 154-831 (225 amino acids)
Biological process (GO): hypoxanthine metabolic process; guanine salvage; IMP salvage
Cellular component (GO): cytosol
Molecular function (GO): magnesium ion binding; hypoxanthine phosphoribosyltransferase activity
Source: RefSeq, a predicted model, not a curated record